Messenger RNA from Leptopilina heterotoma, 1768 nucleotides. Its product is annotated as antizyme inhibitor 2-like. Bases 92 to 1372 code for a protein of 426 amino acids. NCBI's taxonomy places the organism in Eukaryota, Metazoa, Arthropoda, Insecta, Hymenoptera, Figitidae. The record is from RefSeq and is a predicted model, not a curated record. The transcript is spliced from 7 exons. Gene Ontology annotation, molecular function: ornithine decarboxylase activity. Gene Ontology annotation, cellular component: cytoplasm.
AUUAUUAUUAUUAUUAUUACUAUUAUUUUCAUUAUUAUUUUAAUUAUUAUUAUUACUAUUAUUUUUUUUUGUUAUAAUUAAAUAAAAAAAAAUGAAUUGUCUUCAAGUAACAAACGUCGAAAUUGUUGAUGAUUUUAUGAAUGAUGAGGACAUUAUUAAAAAAAUCACAAAAACACAAACGGAUGAAGAUUCAUUUUUUGUUCUUGAUGUCGGUGAUUUAAUAAGAAAACAUAAAAUUUGGUUGAAAGAAUUCCCAAGAAUAACACCACAUUUUGCCGUAAAGAGCAAUUCAAAUUCAAUGGUCAUUAAAACGUUAGCCGCACUCAAUGGAAAUUUUGAUUGCGCUUCACUGCAAGAGAUAAUGCAAGUUAUGGAAUGUGGUGUGACUGGAGACAGAAUUAUUUUCGCUCAUCCAGUAAAAUUCCCAUCGCACGUGAAAUACGCUAAAAAAGUUGGCAUUCAACGAAUGACAGUUGACAAUCCGAAUGAAGUACAUAAAAUUAAAACUCUAUUUCCAGAAGCAAAAAUAGUGAUUCGAAUACGUUGCGAUGCAAAAAAGGCGGAAAUAAAUUUGGGCAACAAAUUUGGCUGUGAUCCCGAUCGUGAGGCAAAGGAAUUAAUUAAUUUAAUUAAAAAAUUGGGACUACAUCUUCAUGGUUUUAGUUUUCACGUUGGAAGUCUUUGCAGAGAAGCAGAAGCCUUUAGUCGGGGAAUUAAAGUCUGCAAUAAUUUAAUCGAUUAUGCAAAAUUAAUUGGAUGUAAAGAAGUGUGUCUUAUUGACAUUGGCGGGGGAUUCCCUGGAGAAAAUGACGCAAAUAUCCGAGAAUUUACAGAAGUGAUAAAUGAAGCACUAAAGGAUGUUGAUUCGUCAAUAAAAAUUAUCAGUGAACCUGGAAGAUAUUAUGUUACUUCUGCAUUUAAAUUGGUGGCCCAAGUUCAAGGGAAAAAAAGAUUUAUUCAUGAGAAUGAGGAAAGAUUUGUUUAUUAUAUCAAUGAAGGUGUAUUUGGAUCGUUUAAAGACGAAAUGAUGGGAUUAGAAGCAAGAGUGCCAACUUCCCUAAGAAAAGUAGACAACAACGAAUUAUUUGUCAGUACAAUGUGGGGACAAACUGCCGACGAAUUGGAUUGCAUUUUAAAAAAUGUCCGACUUCAAAAAUUCGAAAUUGGCGAUUGGUUAAUUUGGAAAAAUAUGGGAGCCUACACGAUAAGUUUAGCUGCAUCAUCGCAUGGUUUCACUUUAUCGAGGGUCUAUCCCAUCAUACGAAGAACUGAAUGGGAAAUUGUGUGCGCUGAGGAAAGAUUAACUAACGGUAAUGUAAACGAGAAACAGAAAAUUUACCGACUCUUUGAGAAAGAUGAUAAACGAUAUUAAAAAUUUCCGGAAAAUAAGAUCAAAAAUUUAAUAGUCCAUGACAUUUAAUGUUAAAAAUUAACGAGUUGAAAGAAUAAAAGUGAAAAGGAAUAAAAAUGUUUCGAGAAAAAAAACUUUUAUAUAUUUAACAGUAAGAUAAAAGGAGAGUCCAAAAAAAAAAGAAUAAACAAUUUUCUCCAAUGCAGAGGAUACGAUAUUCUUUUAUAUCAGCGAUAAGAAGUGGAAAUUCAUUAAUCAUUUCUCAACAAAAGAAAAAUCUUAAAUAAUAAACAUGAUAUCACAAUAAGAAUAUUUCCAUUGAUUCAAGUAUGAUUUGUAUUAUUGUAAAUAAAUGAGGUGAAAUCUUGUUACAAAAUGCACUACUUAAUAUAAUUAAAUAUACAUUGAGAAAACAUA